This is a messenger RNA of Schizosaccharomyces cryophilus OY26, 2755 nucleotides long. RefSeq names its product secretory pathway protein Sec39. Lineage: Eukaryota; Fungi; Ascomycota; Schizosaccharomycetes; Schizosaccharomycetales; Schizosaccharomycetaceae. Gene Ontology annotation, biological process: retrograde vesicle-mediated transport, Golgi to endoplasmic reticulum. The record is from RefSeq and is a predicted model, not a curated record. The coding region runs from base 256 to 2571 and encodes 771 amino acids. The transcript has a single exon.
UCCGGAGAUGACAAAAGAAAAACAACAAAGAAACAUGAAUCUAGUAUCCGUAAACGGUUUAAUUCCUCUUCCAAACUUACUCAUCAUUGCGAAGCUCUUGUAUCUUAUUUUUAACUAUUAAUGUCGAGGCUAACUUACAAGAAAAUAUUUUGAAGUUUCGUUUAAUUAUUAUUUCAUUUGAACUAAGACAAAAACUAUUUUGGUCUGACUUUAAUUACUGUUUCCUUUGAAGGCAUUUUCUAUUCAGAGCAAAACAUGGAAGAAGAGGAAGUAGGCCCAAGAUGGUACAAGUUGCUAGCGAAAUCACAGAAAACUUAUUUAUUACUAUAUUUAAUUACGAAUGCAAACUUAUCAGAGGCUAAAUAUGUGUAUGGCAGUCUGUCAUUGACGUUGGAGAACUGGCUGUCUCUGUUAGUUAAGUUUUUACCAGAAACAACAGAACCUGCUCUCUACAUUCCUUAUAUAGAUAUUGAUACGGAUCAGGGACAAGUUUGUAACUCGUUGGAUGUUGCUUCUACAGUAAAGCUUCCGUCAGACAAGUUAUGCCAAUAUCGUUUGAGACGAAUGGGACUAUGGGAAUGCAGUCUUCCCUCGAUUCAAAAUGUAUCUCAGUUUUAUUCUAUUUUUUCUAGAAAAAUUGUUGAAGAAACAAAUCAGGUGCACUUAGCUUACCUACUUAUGAAAAGCUCACAAGCUCCUUCUGAAAUUAGAGAAUGGAGUAGUGGGCGUUUCGAAGUCUUUCAUCGUCUUUCUCAAUUCACUUCUGUACCAGUUGAUUUAGAUGAAAUGGAAAAAGCUUCGAUUCGUGAUGUAAUUUCCCUUGCUUUUCCAAUCUUGAGCAUUGAAAACUGUGUUGCGAUAAUGAGCGAAGUCAUCCUCCCUUUUGUUCUAGCUACAGAAUCUGAAUCUGACGAUGCGUAUACAAGCUGGUCGUAUGUGUGGGAAAAGUUACUACAGUUGGUUAAAACGGAUGGUUUGGAGAUACUACAUGAACUACUUGUGCACUGGAACAUUGAUGAUUUUACGCUUCGGUUAUUAUUGAUGAAAGUUGCUUUAUCUUCUCUUUAUAUUUGCAAUGAAACGACUACUACCACUUUAUCUUUGGGAAAAGAAAUGCUUGCGAACAUUCAGGAAAAGUUAAAGCUGUCGCCUGCCCCUUAUGGUAACCUUUUGAAGGAACCCGUGAAAAACUCUAUAGAUUUUUUCUUAUCUUAUAGUACUGACUUGACUAAUCCCUCUAGUGAGUCUGUUACUUUAUUAUAUCGUAUCAUUGACGCUAUUCCAAUUCUUAAGAGCGCUAAUAUGUUUCCCAUUCCGAAUGUACGAGCUUGUCUGAAUAUAUCUGCCUCAGACAAGCAAUCACAGGAAAGCUUCCUCCAAAAGUAUUUGUCUAGUUCUCUAGGUGAAUCGAAGACUGUUUCUUAUAAUGAUUGGAAUAAAUGCUUUUCUUUCAUCAUUUCUUUUAAGAGUCAAGAUCUAUUCUUUAAUAAAAUAGAAUCAAAAGAAAUAAGCCUUUUAUUCCUUAAAAAGAUUUUAUCCGUAUCAAAUUUUAGCGUUUUGGACAAGAUGAAGGAUCAAUUGGCUUUACCUGAUAUUGAUCAGGAUAGUUUGCAGAAUUGUAUGGAAACCAGCUUCUACGAAAACUUUCACUCUGCUUCUAGUAUGAACAAGAAUCGCGGAAAACUCAAUGCUGCAAGUAGAGUUCUCGAUGUUUUUAGUGAAUGCGAUAGCCUUACUACAAUUCGUCGUCGUCUUUAUGCCCUUAUUAACUCUGUGGAUUUAAUUAAGCAAUUUGAUUUUCUAAUAGAAAAAGGAAAACCGUUGUCGCCUAAGCAAAUAGAGGACAAUUUGGAUCCUAACAAACUGUUAGCCUACAUUAUUACCCAAGAUUCGCAUUCAUAUCAGCAAGUCGAUGAGCUAAUGGCGCUUAUGAUUGAAUUGUACAAAGCUUCUGGAGAAUUUAAUUAUAACGACGUUAUUACACAACUUCGCCAAAUUACCGAGCAGGUUGUGAACAGGUGUGUAGAUGCGGCAUUGCUGAAAAGCGAUAUGUUGACUGCAAAGCAGUUAGUGGAAGACAGACUUGUUACACUAGCGGAAUUGAGCGACAGUAUGCGGGAAAGAAUCUACAGGAUCUGUUUUAAAAUUGGGAAAACUCCAUUGAAUGAUCCUCAGUCACGCGAAAUAAGACUGGAGAUGCUUCAACUUGCUAUUGCUAAUGCCCCAAAAGAACUUUUAAAUGAUGUUGUAAACUAUUGGACAGAAUUUGAAUCAAAUAGGGAUAAAGAAGAAACUGAGAGUGAUUUGGGUGCUGAUGCCUUUCCAGAACUUAACGAAUCGAUUAAUGAUGAAGAGUUACAUGGAGACGACUUUGAUAAAGAGUGGUCUCUUGCUGCUGCCGAAGUAGAUUCGCCCACGGAAGAUGGUGUUGACGUGAAUUAUAAUGAAUCUAAUCUCACAGCCCUUCCUAAUCCAGAUUUUUCCGAUAACGAUGAAGAAGAUAUAACUAAGAAGGUCACGAAUACUUUCACUAGUGGUCUAGGGUGGGUCUUAGGCAUUCCUCAAGAGUGAAUAUGAUCUGCACGUUAGUCAUUAAUGCAUAACUCUACAUAAAAAUCAGUAACAGUCCUUAAUAAUAACUUGAUAUAUCAAAUAACCUAUUUUUUUAAUUACCAAAGGUAAAAGAUAGAAACUAGAUCGUAUAUUAAAUCAGAUGGCAUAAAAAUAAAGUAAUUAGCGAGGAAGAUGAGCUAAG